Molecule: messenger RNA, 2088 nt
Organism: Phycomyces blakesleeanus NRRL 1555(-)
Lineage: Eukaryota; Fungi; Mucoromycota; Mucoromycetes; Mucorales; Phycomycetaceae
Exons: 5
Coding region: 29-1852 (607 amino acids)
Biological process (GO): RNA 3'-end processing
Molecular function (GO): nucleotidyltransferase activity
Source: RefSeq, a predicted model, not a curated record
UUCCUAAAAAGAAACCCAAGAUUGUCUAAUGAUUACAGUUGUGGAUGUUCCUUUGAUUCACUACAUCAAGGAUUUUUGCUGUAGCUUUUCUCUGACAUCCACUCCAUUCAGAGACCAGGAACUCUAUCCGCAAGUGGCUCUCUAUCAAGAUAUUGAAGACGCUGUGUACAACGACGAUUUUUUGUAUAAUAAACUGGAAGAUCUUUUGGAGUCCUUUGAUGAUCUUAGCGAAUAUAUUGAGAGCGGAGGCGAGACCAGAACAUUUCCACCACAGGAGUUUGAGCUGAUGAGCUUUGCAUCUUACAAAAGUGACCCACGUCACAAGGACCUGACAUUUCCUCCACUCGAUGUAAACCAACAUCCUAAGGCUUUCUUAAUUGUCUACAUCCCAAACCAAGGUGCACAUGAUCUUAGCUUAGAAAUUAACCAACUUUACAAGUCAUUACUCCCUAAACCCGAGGAUAUAACCAAACGGCAGAACAUAGUACAAAGGAUUGAGAACAUUAUUGGUGGCGCGUGGAACCAAAACUAUAAGGUCAAGGUAUAUGGUUCGAGUGCCAAUGGUUUCGGUUUUCGCGAUUCGGAUAUGGAUCUAGCAAUCGUUGCUCCCGAGUAUGAUUAUCCUUGGAUUAACAAACGAAAAGAGUCAAGGAAGCAGCAUUCAAUUAUGAAUAUGCAUCGAUUGGCUUUCAUAUUGAGAAAUAGUGGGAUGAUAAAUGUCAUGCCGGUUCCCAAUGCAAAUGUACCUAUUUGUAAAUUUGAUGUUUUGCCGCACAGAAUACAUUGUGACAUUAGCGUCAAUAAUCUCAUGAGUUCAACCAACACACGUCUUUUAAAAGCUUACUCGGAGUUGGAUCCACGAGUCAGGCCGUUUAUAUAUGCAAUCAAGGAGUUUGUGAAGCGCAGGAAUAUUAAUGAUGCCUCCAAUGGUUCCUUGAGUAGUUAUUCGUAUACACUUAUGGGCCUGUGGUACUUGAUGACGUGCGAUCCGCCUGUAAUUCCUAAUCUACAAAAUCCCAAGGAUUUUUUUGAAGGCCAAUGCAAUACAGAGGACUGCAACUCCCAUACAAAAAAUAUGGUAGAGACAGAAUACAAGCAUUCAUACAUCCACUGCAACAUUUCUUUCCAUGACUGUUUCAAACGCACAAGUCUUAAGCGGAAUGGUUUCAAGGAAAUUAGAUAUACAAGAAACGGAACAUUUUGGGCGACAAGAAAUGUAGCCAAGCUCGACCAAUUGUUAAUAGAUUUCUUUUAUUAUUACGGAACCAGACACAAUUUCAACCGUGCGAUUUCUAUACGUCUGAACAGAUCGAUGUUCAAGCGUAACCAGUGGGAUAAUCAACCGAUUGCAAUUGAGGAUCCAUUUAUUACUAGGCGUAAUGUAGGAACAUCUUGUCACAAAAAAGAGCUUGCGCUUAUCAAGAGACUUUUUUCUGCUACGGCGCACACUUUGGCCACUAAAAGAUUUUCUUUUGCCUCAGUGUGUAGUAUGCUUUAUUCCGAUCUUGUUAAGGCAGGCUCCCUUAAGAUGGCAAAAAUGACGACGCUGGGUCGUUGCCAAGCUGAUCGCUUGCCAAUCGAAAAAGCCGUCAUUAUUUCCGAUGUUCCUUAUUAUUAUGAAAGAGAUAUGGUUACAGACAUGGUCAUGUCUGAAUUGUCCGUUUACGGCGAGAUAGAAUCUAUCAAACGUUGGAAGCUCUACAGGAAGGAAGGCUCUAAAAACUACAUUGUUAAUAUCAGCAAUUUUGAUCCAUUUGUUUUGUUACCGGUAACCAUUCCGUCAAUGGACCAGGAAAAUGUUUCCUUUGAUGUCACUGAAUACUACGAAAUAUUUCCAAAUUAUUACAACUAACACAAAGAACGUUUAAAAUCAGAAAAAUAUCUUUAUGUCUAUAAUCGAUAUCUUUCGAAUGGUUUGCUUAAUGGUCUUUCUCUUUGUAAUACAGUAUAAAUAUUAAUCACGAUUUCUUUCUUUUCAAAACCUAAAAGUUCAAGAAGUACACGUUAAAAACAUAAUCGAAUAUUUUGGCCAAUUUCCUAAUAAGAAAUAAAUAAGCAAUAAAUUGUUAGUAUUUAAAUCCAAGAUUA